This is a messenger RNA of Didymodactylos carnosus, 1899 nucleotides long. NCBI's taxonomy places the organism in Eukaryota, Metazoa, Rotifera, Eurotatoria, Philodinida, Philodinidae. The record is from the annotation of a GenBank genome assembly.
AUGGCUGAAGCCGCUUUAUAUCGAACAAAAGCUGCAGCUGAAACUGUGGGCAAAGAAAAGAGUGCCUUUUAUAGAAACGUUAUUUUACCAAGUAAAACAUACCGUGAAACAUCUAAACUUCCAUUACCACAAGUAAAAAAUGCCGCGACUGUAUAUGAAAAACAAACAUCAUUGCAAAAAGAAGAUACAGAAAAGUAUCGCAGUAGUUUGCGUCGUCAGUUAUCCAUUGAUAUGUUACGUAAUGGCCAUCAUCGUUCGUUUCGUGAACUGUGUUCUAUCUUGGCUUGGCAAAAGGAGGACAGAGAAAGAUUAGGUCCAGAACAUCCUCUCCAUAGACGUCCUUUAUUAGACAAUGAAAUAGAUAAAAUGAGAAAAUUAUGUACAUUUCUAACAAAAGCAGAAGAAGCGGAAAGACAUUCUCAAUAUUCGAAUAUGUACAAUUCUUAUUUGGAAUUAGCCUGUUAUUUCUUAAAAACGGAUGAUCGUUGGUUAUCGGAUUAUUUUUAUGAAAAAUGUUUGACAGUUGCACAGACCUAUGAUAAAUUAGAUCCACAAUUAGCUGCUGAAGCACAUUUGAAUGUCGGAUUAGCAGGAGAGAGAGGAGGUGAUUUAAUGAAGGCAUUACACAGUUUCGAGAAAUAUCGUGAAUUAAGCGAAAAUUAUCCAAAACUGAAAUUAGAUGCAAGCUUAAAUUUAACACGAUUAUACAUGAAACUAGCCGAAAGAAGAAGCGAUGAUGUUCUGCAGUAUGUUCUCAAAGCUUAUGAAGCAUCAACACAAUCUGGCGAUAAAAAAGUCGAGAAUGAAACGAGUUAUAAAUUGGGCCAAGCCUAUUUGGAAUAUGGUGACGUAGAUUCGGCUCUAAAAUAUUUACAUGCAUACUAUGAUUGGUGUCAAAAAGAAGGAGAUGACGAAGGAUUUGGACGAGCAUCAGAAGCGUUAGCGACUUGCUAUCAAAAACUAGCAAAUGUGGAAAAAAGUACCGAAUAUUUAACGAAAUAUCUCGAAAAAGUUCAGGGAAAAGAAGGUGACAUACAGUAUGCAAGGGCAUGUAGUGCACUUGGAUUUAUCCAUAAUACAUUGAGUCGUUAUGAUUCUGCUAUUGAAUCUCUAAGUGAAGCUUAUCGUAUAUCACGAGAAAGUCGUCAUGCUGAUUUGGAUCGUAAUCGCGUUCUAUUUGGUAUUGCUCAAGGUUUAAAACUGCGACCAUUUUUUAAUGAUCAUGUCGAUCGAAUGGAUACUCAUUCAUUGAAUUCAAAAUAUUUGAUGACUGCCGAAGAUCUUCAUGGAUUUGUACCAGAUCAUAAUGAUACAGUGUUACUGUUGAUUGAUGUUAUCAAUGAUAUGAAUUUUGAAGGAAAUGAAGAAUUAAUUAAGCGUAUUGAUGAUGUUGGUAAACGAAUUUCUGAUUUAAAACACGCAGCGAAAGCAUCAGGAAUACCAGUAGUUUAUGUCAACGAUAAUUUUAGUCGAUGGCAAUCUAAUUUUCAAGCAUUAUUAGAACAUUGUUUAGAAGAAGAUGUGCCGGGAAAAGGUUUGGCUAAAUUACUAACACCAGACAAAGACGAUUACUUCGUACUUAAACCGAAACACUCUGGCUUCUAUUGUACGCCAUUGGAUAUUCUUCUUGAUCAUUUUCGUGCAAAAAGCUUAAUCCUAGCUGGUUUUGCCGGUAAUAUUUGUGUUUUGUUUACGGCCAAUGAUGCAUAUAUGAGAGGUUACAAAAUCUAUGUUCCUGGUGAUUGUAUCGAUUCAAAUACAGUAGAAGAAAAUGAGGCAUCAUUGAAACAAAUGGAAAAAUUGUGUAAAGCCGAUAUUCGUCAAUCGAGUGAACUUAUUAAACAUAUUUCUAAAUAUCGACGAAAACAGGUCCAAAAAGAUGUACAAGAGAGUAAAUAA